CUUAUGUCACAUAAUAUUGAAGACACCAAAGUAGCUUUUUUGCUUUUAUGUCUUGGGGAGCUAUGGCAAAACACUUGGGGUGGGAUGUCAUAGAACAAGAGUGGAGGAAGGGUCCUUGGACAGCUGAGGAAGAUAGGUUGCUCAUUGAAUAUGUCAAGUUGCAUGGUGAAGGAAGAUGGAACACUGUAGCUAGCCUUGCAGGAUUGAAAAGGAAUGGAAAGAGCUGUAGAUUUAGGUGGGUGAAUUACUUGAGGCCAGACCUCAAGAGGGGACAAAUCACCCCUCAUGAAGAGACCAUAAUUCUCGACCUGCAUGCUAGGUGGGGGAACAGGUGGUCAAUGAUUGCACGAACACUUCCAGGAAGAACUGACAAUGAGAUUAAAAAUUACUGGAGGACUCAUUUCAAGAAAAAGUCAAAGGCCUCCCCAAAUAACAACGAAAAGGCGAAGGCUCGCCUUCUAAGAAAGCAACAAUUUCAACAGCAGCAGCAACAACAACAACAACGACGACAACAGAUAAACCAAGUAGACAUGAAAAAGAGGAUGUCAUAUUUACUUGAUGAAAAUGAAAAUGGAGUGCCAUCUCUAGCUCAUCAAGUGAGGCAAGAAAUGGCCACAACCAUGAAUCCCAACACAGCUGACGAACAAGGCUUGUUGUAUUCAAUGUUCAUUGGCUAUGCAUAUGUGCCUGAACCCCCCAAGGAAGACAACAUUUUGUGGGAGGGCUUGUGGAACUUGGAUGAUAAUGCACAUGGCAAUCUUGGCAUGGCUUGUGCACCAAACAAAGCUUGUUUGCAUAGUCUAUCCACUCCCUUCUAUUGAUUUCACAAGUUUUGGCCUUUUAUCUUUAGAAAAUAUUACGUGUAAUCCUAUUUUUUACUAUAUUUUUUCAUCUCUAAAUACAAGUGAAUGGAUCUAAUAUGUAUUUAUUAAUGUUA
Molecule: messenger RNA, 937 nt
Organism: Camellia sinensis
Lineage: Eukaryota; Viridiplantae; Streptophyta; Magnoliopsida; Ericales; Theaceae
Biological process (GO): regulation of DNA-templated transcription
Cellular component (GO): nucleus
Molecular function (GO): sequence-specific DNA binding; DNA-binding transcription factor activity
Source: RefSeq, a predicted model, not a curated record